Penicillium angulare is the source of this 1491-nucleotide messenger RNA. Its product is annotated as cytochrome P450. The transcript has 3 exons. The coding region runs from base 1 to 1491 and encodes 496 amino acids. Lineage: Eukaryota; Fungi; Ascomycota; Eurotiomycetes; Eurotiales; Aspergillaceae. The record is from RefSeq and is a predicted model, not a curated record. Gene Ontology annotation, molecular function: iron ion binding; oxidoreductase activity, acting on paired donors, with incorporation or reduction of molecular oxygen; heme binding.
AUGUUGAGUCCGUUGAUUGUUGCGAUCUUAGUUUUGGUUGCGUAUCCACUAGGUAAAGUGACUUAUAACGUUUAUUUACAUCCGUUGUCGCAUCUACCAGGGCCACGCACAUGGGCUGCUACACGCCUGCCGUUUAUCUGGGCUCUUUUACGAGGUACGAUCGUUCAUGAUUUCGAGAAACUCCAUCGACAAUAUGGACCCGUUGUGAGGACAGCCCCGAACGAAGUGAGCUUUUCCAGCGGGGACGCCUGGACCGACAUCUUCGCGACUCGGCCAGAUGAUCGCCAAUUUCUCAAAGAUCCGCUUUGGUGGGCGAAGCCUCCCGGAAAACCAAAUUCACUUCUCAGUGCCAUCAACCCUUCACACCAUGCAGGCAUUCGCAAGUUGUUAUCCCCAGCAUUCUCUCCUCGAGCGCUCCGAGCACAGGAGCCCGUGCUACGAAAGUACGUCAACCUCCUGGUUGAAAGGCUACGAGAACAGGUCGUCCAAGGGGGUACAGAGGCGGAAAUAGAUAUUGCUCCGUGGUUGAACUAUACGGCUUUUGAUAUCUUUGGUGAUCUCGGCUUGGGCGAGUCAUUUGAUUGCUUACAAAAUUCGAAAUACGAUCCUUGGAUUUCGUUGGUUUUUAACAGCGUAAAGGCUGUAUCAUUUAUUUCCGCAACGAGAUAUUACCCCCUGAUCGAGUUUCUAUUGAAGAAAUGCAUACCAGCUUCCUUGAGCAAGAAGGCUGAACGUCACCAACAACAGAUCGCGGAGAAGGUUGACAGGCGUCUCAGCUGGGAGGUCCAGCGACCGGAUAUAAUGUCAUAUCUCAUUGACGAAGACGGUCAGGUGGCAUGGUCGCGAGGUGAACUUGACGCGACGUUUCAGAUCUUGACCACUGCAGGGAGCGAAACCACCGCCACUGUCUUAACAGGUAUCAUCUGCUACCUCGUGAACAAUCCUGAUAAACUGGCAAUUGUUACCAAUGAGGUACGAAAAUCAUUACAGAGCAGUGAGGAUGUGACUUUGGCCUCCGUCCGUAACCUUACCUACCUAAAUGCCGUGAUCAAUGAGGGUCUCCGACUCUGCCCACCGGUCCCAUGGAUGCUUCCACGCAUUGUUCCCGAAAGAGGAGAAGUUGUAUGUGGGAAAUGGUUACCAGCAGGGACUUCCGUGUCUCUCCAAGCCUACAGUUUGAACCGCGACCCUGAGUCUUUCUAUAAAGCGACAUCUUUUCUCCCUGAAAGAUGGCUGCCAGAUGCCUCGACCGACACAAAGUCACCCUUCUGUCACGAUGACCGCCAUGCCGUGCAUCCGUUCAGCGCUGGUCCUCGCUCUUGCCUAGGUCAGUAUCUUGCCUGGGCAGAGAUGCAACUGAUUCUUGCCAAUUUACUGUUAUCUUUCGACCUUGAGGCUGUAGAAGGUAAAAGACUGCAAUGGGAGGAUCUGCGAACCUUCUUACUGGUAGAGAAGAAACCGUUAGAAGUUCGACUCAGGACUGUUUUGUAA